AUGUUUCUUGUGGCCUUUGGAGAGAACUGGCGUCCCAGCAGCAGAGCCCCAGUUUUUUUUUCCUUCUUCGAUUUUGCUGCGCACAGAAAUCAAACAGGAUGCUUUUCACUGCGGCUCCGGACUGCUGCAAACACCGCUCCAACUUUGUGCCCGGUACAACCGACCGAAUGUAAGACCGUGUACCGGACUUUGUGGCGGAGAGCGGCGGUACUAAAGAGAGCCGACGAUGAAAACGUGGACUCCGGAGCUGAAACUGCCGAAUCAGACUGCAGCAGGAUGUCAUCGUCUGGCAUUGUGCUCAUGACCAGGCGGGUCAGGCAGCAGCGGCAGCAGCAGCUCCUGCUAAUCAACUUGCAUCUGCUUGCCAACCCUGGAGAUUCACUGCUGUUGCAGCAUACUCUGGAUCGACUCCUGCGCUGGCUCUGCCCAAGCCUCCACAUCUUCCAUGUAUCAGAGAGAGCUUCUCCAUUCAGAAGUUACACCAGCCUCUGUCCUGUGGCAGGCUACCCUUCUCUGGCAAUCACUUUCUUCCUCCAUGAGGCCUAUGGAGAGGAACGAAUACUCAAAGUGCUGGACUUCUUCCAGCGGCCACCCUGGCAGUACCAUCACACCGAGAGCUCCGGCAGCCGAACUGGAGGGAUCCACAUUACUUCCAGCUCCUCACCGUCCAACGCCCUACUGCGGCCCUACCUCCUGCCUAGCCGAGACUUCUAUAGUCUGGGGGCAGGGAUGCCUGUGUGGGGGGUACGACCGGUGCACUGUGGAGGAGAGGUCCUACGUGUGACACUGUACAGUGGGUAUGACAACUAUGAGGAUGCUGUGAGGCUCUAUGAGACGGUCCUGCAACGACAGGCAGAGGAGCAGAAGACUGGCUUCUGCUGGUUCACCCUCCACACAGAGCCAGGACUGUGUCUUCAGCUGGCUCUGAAGCAGUUGUCUCCAGGAGUUCGGGUGGAGCCUUGCAGCUCUGCUGUGCUACAGUUCAGUGUGGAAGAAAUUGGCCAGUUGGUCCCCCUGCUCCCUAACCCCUGUACCCCCAUCAGCACUACACGCUGGCAGACUGAAGACCUGGAUGGCAACAAGGUUCUCUUCCAGGUGAAAACCCCAGCUCAACCUCAGCGACCUCUAACCUGUGCUUUCCCCCCGACCUGCCCAAGCGUCUCCCCUCGAGGAAGUCAGCUCAGAGGCUCAGGACAGAGCCACAGCCUGUCGCCCUGCAGCCUCACAACUCCCCUGUCCUGGCAAACACACCGGCAAGGCCACAGACCGCGCAGUGACCCUGCCCUGGAGAAGCUUCAUGGAGGAGGUUUUGGAGCAGAGAGUCUGGGAUCAGGAAGCUGCUGCAGCACUCCUCCUGGCAGCUCCUGUUACUCAUCUCAGCGCAGCAGCCCUGCUCUGCUCUCAACCUCCAAUCACCCUGACUCUCCUCUGCGCCCAUCUGUCACCCGCUCUCUCUCCCAUCUCCUUCUGGAGGAGGACGAGGAGCAGCCAGAGACCAAUGUGGACACGGGAGUCGCCGUCUCUCCUCGCUCAGACGCCGCAGUCAAAACAAUUACUCGUUCCUCCUCCAUGGACCUUUUGAUGACCCUCCACUCUGAGAGACCUCCAGCUGUUGGGGCUUCAGCUGCCGAGGGACUGGUCAAGGAGUUGAGAGAAUGUCUGCCACAAACACACAUACACCUGCAGGGUCCCUCUGGGACGUGGGACUCUGGUGGUUGUUUAGAUGCAGCCAGGGAGGCCUGCAGCACCAGAACAGUGUCGUCAGGACAGAGCCCCUCCAAUGGACUCUUAGUAGAGAACAGGACUACAGCUGAGCCGCUGUCAGCACGCACAAACAAUGAAGAGCCAGUCGAUGAGUUCUUCAUCUAAAUUCCUGCCACUAUGAGUCAAUCUGUGGUAAUAAUCACUGUGCAGUUAAAAACAUUAUCUCACACUCCAACAGAGGUUGAACAAGAUGCGAAACCCUUUAGAAAGUUUCUGAAUUUAUGCAGGAGAGAGCAGAGCUGUAUAGUCAGACAAAUGAGGGGCACUCUGGAAUAUUAAGGAGACCAAAGUACUGCAGCUGAUGACAGAUUUUCCACCCAGAGGUGUCGAAAUUCUUAAAAUGGUUUGACUUUUCCCAGACAUUUCUACACUGUACAAUAGUUUAAUUGUCCAAAGAUCUGCCAAGUUAGUGGUACAAGGUGAGUGAUAUUUCAAGACAGUGCAGAUAAUAUUGUUGAAAGUGUAAAUGACCUUUAUAUUUAGAUCCAGCUAAUCAGUUGUGCAGCUCUUGUGCUAAAAAGUAGGCCAGUAAAUAGCAGAGUUUUGUAUUUAAGUGUAAUUGAUGGCAGGCUAGGUUUAACGUUGCAUCAUUCAGCUAGGUGAGCUGACGUGUCAUUUCUCAAUUGCCUUUGAAACACAUGAAGAUGAUCUCACAGUGUGAAGGUGCCCUUUGAUGUUGCUCUUGAUUUAGUCUGGAUUCCUCUCCACGGUGCAGCACUGUCAGUCUGUGUUACAGGUCUGAAACCUGGCUUUUCUUACUCCAAGUCUAACCUUGUGGAUUGUAAUUACGCACUUCAAUUGAUAGUUGCUCAUGUGUUUGUGUGUUACAGUGUCUAAGUUGUGGACUAAACCUGGCCAAAUUACUGUACUGACGAGGACGGAAUUUUCUCCUUUAAUGAAGUGUUUCCUUAGAUAGCGAGAUAGUAUUCUUUUUUUUAAACCAUACAGCCUAAAUGUUUAAUGGCCUGACUUCUCUGAAUUCUUAAUUACUGAGUCCACAGUAAGCUGAGGGAUCAGCAGGCAAGUGAACCUAAGUGAAAACUUAGCAAGGACAUUAUGGAUUGGAUGGAUCGCUGAAACAGAUGGUGAUCUCACACAGUUUAAGACACAAGAUAUUGUAUUGCAUCAUGUAUGUAUGAGUCAGAUCAGACUGGGUUCUUCUAAAGAUGUAAUUACUGGGUUUUUUUUUAUCACUUGUGAUCAAGGACAUACUAAAUUUGAGAUAGAUUCAUAUGAACCUUCUAUUGACGUGUGCAUUAUGAAGUCAGUGUUUGUUUAAAUGCAUUUAAUUUAAGGUUUAGAGCUGCUCACUGGUCAGUGUGGGUAAGCAGGGCAGCUUGAAGAUGUCAAAAUGUUUAGCAGUUUACUUUUAUAUGGGUGUUACUGGAAAAAUCCAAGUAUGCUCUUUAAGGAAGUAUGAAAUGUGAGGCUUCUUAGUGUCUGAAAUGUUCAGUGAUGCAGGGUUAGUACUAAAAGACAUGAAUAAAACAUCUGUGUGUCAGAUUAUAAAGAC
This is a messenger RNA of Acanthochromis polyacanthus (spiny chromis), 3277 nucleotides long. Its product is annotated as protein FAM124B. Bases 1 to 1869 code for a protein of 622 amino acids. Gene Ontology annotation, cellular component: nucleoplasm. The transcript is spliced from 8 exons. NCBI's taxonomy places the organism in Eukaryota, Metazoa, Chordata, Actinopteri, Pomacentridae. The record is from RefSeq and is a predicted model, not a curated record.